Messenger RNA from Colias croceus (clouded yellow), 1767 nucleotides. RefSeq lists its product as uncharacterized. The coding region runs from base 12 to 1604 and encodes 530 amino acids. Gene Ontology annotation, biological process: mitophagy by internal vacuole formation; mitochondrial protein catabolic process. Gene Ontology annotation, cellular component: mitochondrial outer membrane. NCBI's taxonomy places the organism in Eukaryota, Metazoa, Arthropoda, Insecta, Lepidoptera, Pieridae. The transcript has 9 exons. The record is from RefSeq and is a predicted model, not a curated record.
UGGGCUAGAACAUGAACUCCAUCAGCAUGAACGAAAGUCGCGAGCGAAUUCGACGAGAGAGGGAGAGAGAGAAGAACACAUACACCUCUCCCCGUCUAGCGCUCCGUCGAGUGCUGCUAUUGGCGGAAGGCCGGCAGUUCCGGGAAGCGGCAGCCAUCUUGUCGAGACUCGGCCCGGGAGUAUUGCAAAGUGUAGCUUCUGAAUUACCGAUUGAUUUGUUAAUAGAAGCUUUGCCACAUUCAGCGCAUCUUAUUGAAACUCUUCUAAAUAGGCUCAUAUCCCUAGAAAUAUCACCCCGUCCAGAGCUACAAUGCGACUCAGUGGCCUGGAGACUGGUUGGUCUGCUCGGAGGGGAACAAGGCACUGGCCUCCGAGGCAGGACCAGUCGACUGGCGUCAGUACUGGUACAAUACUCGCCUGAGGCGAGAGACACUGUGGAUAGUAGACGGCGACAGCUGGAUGCUGCUGUGCAAGGUCUAGGCACACACGGCUUGACUGCGGACUCAUCAGGCACACUGAUUUCUCUGCACGUGGCCAUGAAGAACGAACUGCAGCGGCAUGUCGACGUGUACAAACAGGCGCUGCACAAACUGGAGGAGCUGUCACCAAUAACCAUCAACCAAGAGCCCGCGUCGUCGUCCCACCAGCGGCUGCUCGCGCUCUCGCACGCGGACGUCGAGCGGCGACUUAUCGACAACAAGUCGCUCCUCACUAUUGUCGAUAAGCCCGCGCUUCGACAGCUGCCGACCCUCGUCGCAUCACUAGCGGCGAGGGUGGAGAGCGAUAAGGCGGUGCUGGCCUGUGUGGGACAGAUUAAGAGGAGCGACCCCACCUUGGAUCUGAGUGAUACGAGACCAGUAGCCGGUGUGCUAAUGAGCUACUCCCGGGGGUGUGCGGCGGUGCUCUCACAGAUGAGCGCCCCGCCGCCGCCCCCGGACGCGCCACGAUCGCCCACCGACUCAGCCAGUGAUGGGUAUCACUCUGAUAGCGAUGAUACUAGCCACCAUCCUGAUAGAAACAAGCUAGUAUCCCAAUACGCGGCGGUUUGGUCGUUCGCGAUGGAAGAGACUCUACCAGCGCUGUCUGCUUUGGAGGAAUUGAAACAGACUCCACAAUUGAAGUACAAGAUUGUCUUCUCUGUUGUUGUGCUCUCCUUCCGCGCAGCGAUAAGUCUCCGCGACCGUCGUAUAGCGGAAGUGAAAUCUCUCCUCGGCUGUGAGAGUGAGAGUGAGAGUGAGUCCGUAUCUGGUUUCGUGACAGCUGCCAUGAGAUUGUUGCGGUCCACGGCACACAGCUUCCCGUUGGGAGACGCUGAAAGAACUGUUAUUAAUCAGGUGGUAAAAACUCUCAGCGAGUACCGCAGUCUAAGUUCAUGCGGUGCGCUACACGCGCUGGUCGCGCGCGCGGCGCGGGCCGCUUGGACACUCUCCCUGCACGCACCGCCGCUGCGCAUCGAUACUGACUUCACACCCGUGGUAAUGAACCCAGAGAAGCACGUGCGCUACAGCGGCGCGGAUCGUCGCUCCGAUCUGAUCAAGUCGUUCGUGUGGCCCGCACUGCUUGAUACCAAGCAGUGUGUGUUUAGAGCCGUGGUGCUCACUUAGUGUUGCAAGAUAGUUAUAGAAGAGAAAAGAGGAAAAACAGAAGAAUAAAAACAACAAUAAAAUUCUAAUUACCAUUACUGUGGUAAAUAAUCCCAACAAGCAAUACACAUUGAGACAAAGUGAGGAAGAAACAAAAACAGAAGAACAUGAUGAAAAUACAAAA